Scleropages formosus (Asian bonytongue) is the source of this 1876-nucleotide messenger RNA. RefSeq names its product 5-hydroxytryptamine (serotonin) receptor 3B (gene htr3b). Gene Ontology annotation, biological process: monoatomic ion transmembrane transport. Gene Ontology annotation, cellular component: postsynaptic membrane. Gene Ontology annotation, molecular function: transmembrane signaling receptor activity; extracellular ligand-gated monoatomic ion channel activity. NCBI's taxonomy places the organism in Eukaryota, Metazoa, Chordata, Actinopteri, Osteoglossiformes, Osteoglossidae. Bases 447 to 1820 code for a protein of 457 amino acids. The transcript is spliced from 9 exons. The record is from RefSeq and is a predicted model, not a curated record.
CAGAGAGUGAUGCGCAAGUGCAAAGAAAAAUGAAGCGAGACGCACUGACUGUAACAUAAAUGAUAAAGUAUGAUUCUGUUUGCAGAGGCGUCUCAGCCCGGUGAACCUGGGUUUGUGGCACCAUGAGCCACCGCUUUGAUUGCAUUAGUGUUGUGGUAAAUCAGUGUAUUCCCAGGGGACCCCCUGCUCCUGCUGUUUUCUGUCUCAUCUUACAGCCUUAAUGGAAAUUCAACACCGGAGGAGGACAGAGGUGGGUGCUGCAGUCCAUUUGUUGCAUCUAGACAGAGAAACAAAGAGUAUGUGAGCAAAAAAGCAGCAGCGAAGCUACAGGAUACCAUCACAGCAGCCUGAUCGGUAAGAACUGUUUUCCAGCAGGGAAAAACACAGGACAGGUAAAGAGCGGCACGCUGAUCCUCGGCGGAUGAGGCUCGAAGUGGAGGAGCAGCAUGUUCUCCAUCUUCUCAUCCAUCCUCCUGCUGCUCUCAGUUCCUCUAGCUGAGCUUUUACCUGAAAAACCCAAGAGAUCGACUUUGAAUCAGCUCACCAGAACCCUCCUCCGCAAGUACGACCGUGGGGUUCGGCCGGUGCUGAACUGGACAGACCCAACGAUCGUCUACAUCGAUUUCAUUGUCCAGUCCGUGCUGGAUGUGGAUGGGCAGACACAGAAAGUCACCACAAGCAUUUGGUAUCGGCAGAUAUGGAAGGAUGAGUUUCUGGUGUGGGAUCCCACGGAUUUCGAUGGGAUCAAUGAAAUCUCCCUGUCCCUAGAUGCCAUCUGGGUGCCCGAUAUCGUCAUCAGCGAAUUUGUGGACGUUGGCCGAUCACCAUCUCUGCCCUACGUUUACGUCAACUCUUCUGGGUCAGUGAAGAACUACAAGCCCGUCCAAGUAGUGUCCGCCUGCGACCUGGAGAUCUACGCCUUCCCGUUCGACCGGCAGAACUGCACUCUGACCUUCCGCAGCUGGCUCCAUACAGUGGGUGAAGUGGACCUGGCCCUCUGGAGGAGCCCCGAGGAGAUCGCCAACGACACGCGGGAGUUCAUGAAUGAUGGCGAGUGGGAGCUGCUGUCUGUGCCCUCCCGGUAUCGCCGGCUCCACAUGGAGGACCAGGACUACGCCCAGAUCCAGUUCAACGUGGUCAUUCGCAGACGGCCCUUGUUGUAUGUGGUUAGUCUGCUGAUCCCAAGCAUUUUCCUCAUGGUGGUGGAUGUGAUCAGCUUCUACCUACCCCCCAACAGUGGCACCCGCAUCACCUUCAAGACCAGCAUCCUGCUGGGCUACACAGUGUUCCGUGUGAACAUGAUGGAUGAGCUUCCUGCUACAGCCAUCAAAACACCCCUCAUAGGCGUGUUCUUUGCCGUCUGCAUGGCGCUCCUGGUCCUCAGCUUGGCGAAAUCCAUCCUGGUGGUGAAGCUCUUGCACCACAACGAGAAGGAGAUGAAGGAGAUGUCAGUGUCCGCCUGCCUGCUGGACAAGUACGGGUCGUCCAUCCAGAGCUUUAACGAAAGCUCCUUCACCUCUGUGAAAACCCUGGACGAGGCUGAUCAAUGUGGGGGCUUUGACUUUGACUUCCACGUGGAGGAGGACCUUGUCUCCCUUUGUGAGCCCCCGAAUGCUGUCCUACAACUGGAGAGGAUCCUGCAGGAGGUGGUCUCCCUCAGGUACUACCUGCACGAGGUGGAGAGCGACAGCAUCACUCAGACUGACUGGCUGGUGCUCUGCUACAAAGUGGACCUGCUCCUGUUUCGCCUCUAUCUCAUCAUCCUGGUGGUCUACUCCAGCUCCCUCCUCUUCCUGUGGAUCACCUGGAGCUCUGCCUGAAACAACCAGCGAUGGACGUAACUACCGAUGAGGUCACCGUGGUCAAAGACACCUGU